Fragaria vesca subsp. vesca is the source of this 1565-nucleotide messenger RNA. RefSeq names its product putative F-box protein At1g65770-like. The transcript has 2 exons. The coding region runs from base 23 to 1231 and encodes 402 amino acids. The record is from RefSeq and is a predicted model, not a curated record. NCBI's taxonomy places the organism in Eukaryota, Viridiplantae, Streptophyta, Magnoliopsida, Rosales, Rosaceae.
CACUCCACACCAAAAGUCUCCAAUGGCAACCGUAGACUGGUCCGACCUCCCAAAGGAGAUCUGGUCCAUCAUUGGAAAAUUCAUCCACACCCGCAUCGACGUCCUCCACUUCCGCAGCGUGUGCUCCGUAUGGCGUUCCUCCCGCCCUCCUUUCCUCCGUCCUCCGCCUCCUCCUCCUCUCCCGCUCAAAUUCUCUCCCUCCGCCGCCGAUCCCAAACUCCGCGCUCUCCUCUUCCAGAGCACAACCUACCGCAUGGAGCCGAUCGCCGAUCACAACCGGAAAGGCGGUUCUUCUUCCAAGUCAAAGCCGUUUCUGAUGAAGCUAGAGCACAACCCCAAUUCCGGGGAAAUGCGGCUAGUACAUCCAGUGACUAGCUCGCCGCUCAGGUCUUACCGUAACUCUAAACCUAAGGAGUUUAAUUUGUUGGAUUUUCGACCGGUAGAGUUGCGAAAAUCUUAUGUUCUCAAGUUUGGGAAGAACAGUCAUGUUAAUGUGAAGUCUGUGCAUAGGUUGGUAGUCAUGCCUAGUGAGUUUCUGGAGUUUAGUGACGUGUCAGGGAUUUUUAUGAUAUAUAACGGAGGGAAGCUCGCGUUUGUUAGAUUUGGGGAUGACAAAUUGACUCGUGUGGAUGAAAAUGGUCAUUAUGAUGAUAUUAUUGUGUAUAAGGGUCAGUGUUAUGUUGUUGAUAAGUGGGGGACGAUUUCGUGGAUUAGUUCGGGUUUGCAGGUGAUUCAGUUGCAGGUGAUUCAGUUUUCGCCUCCGUUAUGUGGGUUUGGCGGGCAGAAGUAUUUGGUGGAGUCUUGUGGUGAUCUUUAUGUGGUAGAUCAGUUCUUUGAAAACGUGACUUACCAUGACAAUGUCAAUAGGGUGUUGCCGCAGAAUCCGGAUAACGAGUUGGUGUUCUGGCAUCAUCAUUGGAAUAGGCAGGAUGAUGCAGACACAACUGGUUUUAAAGUUUAUAAGCUGGAUCAAGAAUGGGGUAGAUGGGUCGAUGUGAAGGACUUGGGAGAUUACAUCUUUAUUUUGAGCAAUGAUGGAUCUUUCUCUGUGUCCAGCAGAGAGUUUGGUGGAGUGAAGGGAAAUUGCAUUUUCUUUUCUGAAAGUGCGUCAAGUACGUUAAGGAAUUUCUACAACCGUGUGUUCAAUUUAGAGGAUGGCAGGAUUAGCAGCCUAGUAUCUUUGCACUCUCAAAUGGUCCAUCCACCUACAUCUUGGCUCACCCCUGAUUGAAGUUUGUCUGCAUGUUCUAAAUGGAACUUCUUUACUUGUUUCGAGUUACAACCAUAUGAUUUGCAUUUCCCCGGAGAUGGUGGAUGAUCCAAUUCUCAUGACGAGUGACCUGUUAGAGUUCUUCUGUAAACUAGUGUAAAAUAUUACAAUGUUUUUUCUUUUCUUUUUUCUAGAAGGAAAUAUUACAAUAGUUAAGUGAUCCAGUGUUUAAUAGCAUGGUUUGUUAAUGUUAUGUAUACAUACACAGUUCAUCAGUUCAUGUAAGAUUGUCUCUCUUCAAUGAUCUUGUACUUGAACUACAGCCGAGUAAGAUACUCACUGUUAAAAGCAAUUU